This is a messenger RNA of Dipodomys ordii (Ord's kangaroo rat), 2343 nucleotides long. RefSeq names its product family with sequence similarity 120B (gene Fam120b). Gene Ontology annotation, cellular component: nucleus. The transcript is spliced from 9 exons. Bases 17 to 2224 code for a protein of 735 amino acids. The record is from RefSeq and is a predicted model, not a curated record. NCBI's taxonomy places the organism in Eukaryota, Metazoa, Chordata, Mammalia, Rodentia, Heteromyidae.
CUUCCAGUGUUCAGUUAUGGGUGUGAGAGGCUUGCAGGGAUUUGUAGGAAGUACCUGCCCUCAUGUAUGUACAGUGGUGAAUUUCAGAGAGCUGUCAGAACACCACCGAAGCACAUAUCCAGGAUGUACUCCUACCAUUGUGGUGGAUGCCAUGUGCUGUCUCCGAUAUUGGUAUACUCCAGAAUCUUGGAUCUGUGGUGGCCAGUGGAGAGAAUACUUUUCUGCUUUGCGUGAUUUUGUUCAAACCUUUACAGAUGUUGGUAUCAAGUUGGUAUUCUUCUUUGAUGGCAUGGUAGAGAAGGGUAAGAGAGAUGAGUGGGUGAAGCGGAGACUUAAGAACAACAGAGAAAUAUCCAGAAUUUUCCAGCAUAUCAAGUCACACAGGGAGCAGCCAGGCAGAAACAUGUUCUUUAUUCCUUCUGGGCUUGCUAUAUUUACACGAUUUGCUCUGAAGACCCUGGGUCAGGAAACUUUGUGUUCUUUACAGGAAGCAGAUUAUGAGGUGGCUUCCUAUGGUCGCCAGCACAACUGUCUUGGAAUUCUUGGGGAAGACACUGAUUACUUGAUUUAUGACACUUGUCCCUACUUUUCAAUUAGUGAACUCUGUUUAGAGAGUCUUAACACUGUCAUGCUCUGUCGAGAGAAGCUCUGUGAAAGUUUGGGCCUCCAGGUGUCAGACCUUCCUCUGUUGGCAUGCUUACUUGGCAAUGAUGUUGUUCCAGAGGGCAUGUUUGAAAGCUUUCGGUACAAGUGCUUGUCUUUCUACACUUCUGUGAAAGGAAACUUUGACAAAAAAGGCAGUGUUAUCUUAGCUGUGUCAGACCACAUAUCUAAAGUUCUUCACUUGUAUCAAGGUGAGAAAAAAUUAGAAGAAAUGUUACCUUUGGGACCAAACAAAGCUCUCUUUUACAAAGGAGUGGCAUCCUAUCUUUUGCCAGGACAGAAAUCUCCAUGGCUUUUCCAAAAACCCAAAGGUGUAAUAAUGGAAAAGCAAGCAAUAGCCAUAAAUUCAGAGGUUUCCCUAUAUACAGAUUCUGAUUCCAAGCCAGAAGCUCCCAUGUGUACAGAUUCUGAUUCCAAGCAAGAAGACCACAUGCAUACAGAUCCUGAUUCCAAGCAAGAAGUUCUCAUGCGUACAGAUCCUGAUUCCAAGCAAGAAGUUCCCUCUGAAAUCAAGCACAAAUUAUCUGUGGGAGCAGAUCCUGAAUUGAAUCCAGAAGCACCUAUAUAUAUAUAUCCUGAAAGUAAAGAAGAAGAUCUUAUGAAUGCAGAGGCUGAAAUAAAGCAAGAGCUAACCAUGGUUUCAAACCCUGAAAUCUUAAAGGUUGCUAGGAUGCAUCACGUACAUGCAGAAAGUUACCUGGUGUACAACAUCAUGAGUAGUGGAGAGAUUGAGUGCAGCAACACACUGGAGGAUGAGCUGGACCAAGCUCUGCCCAGCCAGGCCUUCAUCUACCGUCCUGUCCGGCAGCGGGUGUACUCACUUUUACUGGGAGACUCUAAAGAUGGAGCUAGCACUGACCCAGUGGUCAAAGAGUGGUUCGUCUACCCUGGGAAUCCACUGAAACACCCAGACCUUGUCAGGCCGCUGCCAAUGACUGCUCCAGGGGGAACACCUAGUUUGGAAGUUUUGUGGCUGAAUCUAGAACCAGCAGCACAGAACCAGCGCCUGGACACACUGCUAGCUUGCUUCAACCUCUCUUCCUCAAGAGAAGAGCUGCAGACAGUUGAAAGCCCGUUGAGAGCUCUGUGCUGCCUCCUGAUCUACCUCUUUGUCCAGCUAGAUUAUAUUAGUCCCAGAGCUGUACAGCUUGGGUCCCUCUUCAUCCGUGGCCUCACCACCCUGGUGCUGGUCAACAGUGCGUGCGGCUUUCCCUGGACCAUGAGUGAGUUCAUGCCUUGGAACGUGUUUGAUGGCAAGCUUUUUCAUCUGAAGUACUUACAAUCUGAAAAGGGAUAUGCUGUGGAGGUUCUUUUGGAACAAAAUAGAUCUUGGCUCACCAGAUUCCAAAACCUGAAGGCAGUGGUCUGCAAAGCUUGUGGAAGGGAGAACCGACGCAUUGUGGGCAAGUCACACUGGACCUCUCACCACACAGGGAGAUGGGGGAGACAGGGCUCCAGUUCCCACAGGACAAGCCCCACGUACAGCCAUUCCAGACAAGGACAGCCAUGGAGAGACCAAGGAAGCAGACAGUAUGAGUAUGACCACUGGAGAAGGUACUAGGCCUCAUCCAGGGCUUUGGAUCUCCAUCUUCCUACCUAUGCCUCCUACACAAGUGACUGGAAUCACGAGUGGCUGCCACCUUGCCUGGUCUACUGGUUGAAGUGAAAUCUCACUAACUG